This is a messenger RNA of Ipomoea triloba (trilobed morning glory), 1644 nucleotides long. Its product is annotated as cytochrome P450 71A3-like. The coding region runs from base 8 to 1489 and encodes 493 amino acids. NCBI's taxonomy places the organism in Eukaryota, Viridiplantae, Streptophyta, Magnoliopsida, Solanales, Convolvulaceae. Gene Ontology annotation, molecular function: heme binding; monooxygenase activity; iron ion binding. The transcript has 2 exons. The record is from RefSeq and is a predicted model, not a curated record.
CGGAACUAUGGAGAUGAAUCUCAUGCAUUAUUGUUCCCUUUUCCCUUUGUUUAUUUUCAUUUGUUUCCUCUGCAAAUUGAUAUUCUCAUCAUCAUCUCCCAAAGAUACAAGAACCUCACCACCAUCACCACCAAAGCUUCCAAUAGUAGGGCAUUUACUCCAACUUGGCUCCCACCCUCAUCGCUACUUCCACCAAUUAUCCAACAAGUAUGGCCCCCUCAUGCUGCUUCACUUCGGCUCCGUCCCGGUUCUCGUCGCUUCCUCCCCCACUGCCGCUAGUGAGAUCAUGAAAGACCACGACUUGAUCUUCUCCGACCGCCCCAAAUCCAGCAUUACCGACCGCCUCUUCUACGGCUCCAAGGACGUCGCCUUUGCCCCCUACGGCGAGUAUUGGCGACAAGUACGAAGCAUUUGUGUGCUCCAUCUUCUCAGCAACAAGAGGGUGCAGUCAUUUCGCAACGUUAGAGAAGAGGAAACGCAAUUGAUGGUCCAAAAGAUCAAACAAUCGUGUGGUUCUUUGGUAAAUUUGAGUGAUAUUCUAAUGUGGUUUUCCAAUAAUAUAAUAUGCAGGGUGGCGUUAGGGAGGAAAUACAGUGAUGAUGAAAAUGGGAAAAAGGAUAUGAAUCCUUUGAUAGGGGAAGUUUAUAAAAUGCUGGGAAUGUUUGAUAUAGGGGAUUAUAUCCCAUGGCUUGCAUGGGUGAAUAGAAUCAAUGGUUUUGAUGGUAGGGUGAAGAAAUUGGCUAAAGAAUUGGAUGAAUUCUUUGAGGCUGUAAUUGAAGAGCACUCCCUUGUGAAUAAAAAAGAGGAAGAUGGCUUAGAUUUGGUUGACAUUUUGCUUCAAAUACAGAGAGAAAAUACGAUCGGCUUCCCCAUCCAUAGAGAUUCUGUCAAAGCUCUAAUCUUGGAUAUGUUUGCAGCGGGAACUCACACAAUCUACACAGUUCUUGAGUGGACAAUGGCAGAAUUGAUAAAAAAUCCCAAAACCAUGGAGAAAUUACAAAAUGAGGUCAUAACAAAAUUCAAAACUAAUGAAGACUUAGAAACCAUGCAAUACUUGAAAGCCGUCAUAAAGGAAAGUCUUCGUCUUCAUAUUCCUGUGCCAUUGCUAGCUCCUCGCAAGGCAUCCCAAGAUGUGAAAGUGAUGGGCUUCAAUGUGAAAACCGGUACCCAAGUGCUUGUCAAUAGUUGGGCAAUCGGGAGGGAUCCAAAAAUAUGGGAAAAUCCAGAAGAAUUUAAACCAGAGAGAUUCUUGAAUUCGAAUGUGGAUUAUAAGGGAAUGCAUUUUGAAUUGAUUCCAUUUGGAGCUGGUCGAAGGGGUUGUCCUGGUGUGGCCUUUGGGGUUAUUGUGCUCGAGCUUGCAAUUGCUACACUCUUAUGUGAGUUUGAUUUUGCAUUGGGAAAAGAAGAAUUGGAUAUGCGUGAAUCAAUUGGUUUGACAUGUCACAAGGAAGUUCCUCUCUUUGUAAUUGCUACUCCAAGGGUUGGCUAGACCAGAGUAUGUAUUUGCCCUAGCAGCUAGUACAAAAAAAAAAGUUGUCCUGUUAUAAUAAUAUCUACAUCUACAAUAUACAAUAUUAGACGCAUAACGGAUUAAAAAAUAUUGGUGUAAUUGUUUGUUGAAAUUGAUGGAUUAUAUUAUUUUAA